Molecule: messenger RNA, 1062 nt
Organism: Penicillium paradoxum
Lineage: Eukaryota; Fungi; Ascomycota; Eurotiomycetes; Eurotiales; Aspergillaceae
Product: J domain-containing protein
Exons: 3
Coding region: 1-1062 (353 amino acids)
Biological process (GO): cellular response to misfolded protein
Cellular component (GO): endoplasmic reticulum membrane
Molecular function (GO): Hsp70 protein binding
Source: RefSeq, a predicted model, not a curated record
AUGCCUUCGGCUUCGGCAACUGGCUCUGACGCCAAACGCGGAGGUGCGACGUCGCGCGACCAUAAGCAGGGCAACCAGGAUCGCAAGUACACGGAGGACCAGAAAGCUGCUGUACUUCGGAUUCGAAAGUGCCAGCCUACAGCAUUUUACGAGAUUCUGUUGGUUGAGCGCAGUUCCACCGAUAAUGAGAUCAAGAAGGCCUACAGGAAACAGAGUUUGUUGACACAUCCCGAUAAGAACGGGUACGAUGGUGCGGAUGAAGCAUUUAAGAUGGUCUCGCGUGCUUUCCAGAUCCUUUCCGACGAGGAAAAGAAAUCCAAGUACGACAAGUUCGGCGGCGAUCCUGAUAGCAGGUUCCAACCUGGGCCUAGUGCUUCAAGCGGCGCGUCUCCAUUCAGUGGAUUCGGUGGUGGUGGAUUCCCCCGCGGAGGUGGCGCAGGCUUCGAUGAGGAGAUCUCAGCCGAAGAGAUGUUCAACCGGUUCUUCAAUGGUGGAUUCGGCGGAAUGGGUGGUGGAUUCGGCGGCCCACAAUUCGUUUUCAACAUGGGAGGUGGCCCAGGGUUCCGAGUGCAUCAAUUCGGAGGCCAGACGCCCCGCCGUCGUCCUCGCACAGCGGCCACCGAGCAGGAAGCCCAGAUUGAUGGCCGCAGCUUACUUCGCCAACUCUUGCCGCUCAUUCUCCUGUUCAUCCUGCCUCUGCUCUCGUCUCUCUUCUCUGGCUCUUCAACCCCAUCUGGACCCUCUUAUCGAUUUGAUACCCCCGUCUCCCCGCAUACCCUCGGCCGCUCGACCCCAAAGCUCAAUCUUAAUUACUUCGUGAACCCCCUGGACGUGGAUAACUUCAGCGCUCGAAACUUCCGGGAGCUAGACUCGCGCGUGGAGGUGGAAUAUGUCAGGAGACUGCGGAACGACUGUGAUGCGGAAGCCCACGAGCGAGAGAGGAGGUUGCAGGACGCCCAGGGGUGGAUUUUCCCUGAUGUCGAGAAAAUGAAGGCGGCCCGUGCUAUGGAGAUGCCGAACUGCCGGCGACUGGAUCAGCUGAAGACUAAGGGGAGAUUUUGA